Anastrepha ludens (Mexican fruit fly) is the source of this 2228-nucleotide messenger RNA. It is a transcript of the gene Edc3, whose product is annotated as enhancer of mRNA-decapping protein 3. The transcript is spliced from 7 exons. Gene Ontology annotation, biological process: deadenylation-independent decapping of nuclear-transcribed mRNA; P-body assembly. Lineage: Eukaryota; Metazoa; Arthropoda; Insecta; Diptera; Tephritidae. Gene Ontology annotation, cellular component: P-body. The record is from RefSeq and is a predicted model, not a curated record. Bases 222 to 1994 code for a protein of 590 amino acids. Gene Ontology annotation, molecular function: mRNA binding.
AUGUUUUGACACAUCGCUAAUAUUGGCUACAUAGUGGUUGGCAAAUUUACAGGCGCUACUUAAAAAAACAUUUACGUAUGAGAUUAACUACAAAAAGCCUCAACAAAUUAAUGCUUUGUACUUUAACUAUUUACAAUAUAAAUAUAAGUGAAAAGAUUAGUGUAUAAUUUGCACUCAUAAAAAACGGACUAUUUUGGUUUUUAUUCAUUCACGUUGGAGAAAUGGGAGAUGAUUUCCUGGGCAAAGCCGUUUCCAUAGAAUGUGAUCCUAAACUCGGUGUUUUUCAGGGAGUAAUUAAAAAUAUAUCUGAAUCCGAGAUAACGAUCAUUCGGGCUUUUCGCAAUGGUAUACCGUUAAAGAAGCAGGAUGCUGAAGUGACUUUACGGUCGACAGAUAUUCUUAAUAUUUAUGUGAUACCGUCCUUUAAUGGACAAAAUUCUGUCGUCUCAACCGACAUAAAGAAACCGACAAUUGUCAAACAGCCAAGCUUUGCAAAUGCGGGGAAAAACGCAUUGGCCUUAUCUCACAAUAAAGAUGUCUUCGAAAAAGAUCACUCAUCCUCAUUACCUAAUAGCACUUUCCCAAAAGCAGAAGAUAGCAUAGGUGAACUCACAAAUAAGAUAUCGAAUGUAAAGGUAGAUUCCAGCAAGUAUAGAAGUGCUCAAAAUUUGGAGAGUAGAGUAUUUGAAAGUGGUAAAGUGCCUUGCAAUACUACUGUUAAGGAAUUUUUCGGAAACCUGCUUCCGCCCAAGGUAGAAGCUCGACUGGGGAGCACCCAAUUUCCACCAUCUCCUAAAUCGAUGAAUGUCUAUGAUGUUGACAACUUUGAUAUUACGAGUACGAUGUGUGAUCAACCUUCAACAUCUUCCAAACCUAUUGAUAUAAAAGUUAAGAGGAAUACCUAUGGAAUAAGUGUUUUCCCAACCGCACCAGAUAUUCCUGGUUGCGGAAACGGGAAUGGAAAUGGCAAACUGCGUUACGUUAAUAAUGGCUCUAGUAUCAAUGGAAGCGGUCGCAAACAACGAAAACAGUUACGUAAAGAUGGUAACAUGAAAUACAGCCAAACGUUUAGCACUUCGGUCGAUGAUCCCUUGUUACACGAAGAUUUCGAUUUUGAAGGAAAUUUAGCUCUCUUUAAUAAGCAAGCAAUUUGGGAUACAAUUGAAGCGGAACAGAAACCGGAUUUGGUACGUCAAACUUCCGGUGCAAUGAAAAAAUACCGACACGAUGAGAAUAUAUUGGUCAGUGAACCUGUAAGGCUGCGGCAAAUUGAAAACAUUUUUGAUGGAUCUACGGAUUUCGUUACCGAUGAAGGACUAAUAAUACCAACCAUCCCCUCUUUUGUACGUGAAAAAAUUGAAAGCCUAGCGGAAAAAAAAGGUCUUUCUUUGCCAAGACAGUUGGAUAUUCUAACAAGGGGAGUUACAGAUCUUGCCAUAUUGUUAUUAGGAGGCGCUAGAAGACUUACACCCACUAAUUACCAUCAAUGGCCAAUCAUUGUUAUUAUAUGUGCGAAAUCGGGAGAUUUGAGAAAUAGUAAUAUUGGCGCCGCUACUGGGCGUCAAAUGGCAUCGCAUGGGUUAAAGGUGAUACUUUAUCUUGACGAAGAAAAUCUGGAUACUAAAAGCAAAGAGAUUGCUCUUUUCAGUGCUACGGACAAUGCCAUUGUAUAUUCUGUUGAUGAACUGCCUUCGCCAGAUCUAGUAAUUUUAUCAACUAAUUCAAAUACUUUAACGAGCAAUAUAAGGAAAUGGUUAGGUGAGAAUAGAGCGUCAGUUCUUGCAGUUGACCCGCCACCGGAUGGGAUUAAAGAUGUUUGCAUUAAAUAUGCAAUUUUACCAAUAUUACCAUUAAAUGGCAUUUCAUCCAACAACUACGGAAAAUUAUAUUUAUGUAACUUAGGUAUACCGGAUACAUUUUAUCGUGAUGCUGGAAUUAAAUACAAAAGUCCGUUCGGUCACAAGUUUGUGAUACCAAUCCACUUAAAGGAAUGAAAUAGGCGACAUAAUGAAAGAGAAUGUUCAAACUAAUGUUUACGUAUGCAAAUCAGUUUUUAUCAUGGGAUGGGUUUUUCAAUUGCACAACUAAAAAAUAAAAAGAUUUGUAUUAUAUCCCGAGAUAACCCAUUUGACCACUGUAAAAAUUGGAUGGUAUUCCGUUACUCAUCAUUAGGAAAUUAAUUCAUUUAUUUCAUUUUUAUUUUCAACAUGUGGGGGCAAACGUAAAUU